GUCGUUAAUCCCCGACCCAAACCACCACUCACCGAGACACCGCAGUCGCCUUCGCCCUCUCAAGAUUGAGAUGGACGCCACCCCGCCAUCCAAGAAGGCCAAGACGACGGCCGCGCCGCCGCCGCGCAAGCUGCGGGAGGCCGCCGCUCUGGCGGACGAGGUCCGGACGCCGGAUAAGGCCGCGAAGAAGAUGACGCCGGCGGCGGCGUUCGAGCAGAUCCCGACGCCGGAGAAGCCGGAGGAGAUGCCGAGGGCGCGCGGCCGCAGCGUGGCGUUCUCCGUCAAGGAGAUCCGCCGGGCGGCGCUCGGGCUGCGGCGGCCCGCGGCGCAGGCCGAGGCGGCGGUGGAGGAUGAUCUCGAGUCCGUCGAGCGGGAGCUCGGUGUUGGCGCCGGGGCUGGCCGGAGUCCCGUCAAGCGCAAGGCGGAGGUCAAGCUGCCGGAGAGUUAUGAGAUGCUCUUCGAGUUCUUCAACUGCCUGGAGAGCUCUACCCGACUGCUCCGUAUGAAGGGGUCCAAGGCCACGUUCCCCAACAUCUGUUCUAGCAUUCAGAAUUUGACCGAGCGGAGAUUUACCCACAGCCAUCUUGCACAGCUCAAGUACAUAAUGCCAGAGGCGAUCGUCAUCAACAAGAUCCUUUUGCGUGACGACACGACAUGCUGCAUGUACCCUGAUCUUCAGGUGAACCUCCUAGUUGGUGCUGUUGAGAACGUCCUUAAGCAAAAGGGAGAAACUGCAUACCUGGCAUUAAGAAGGACCUUUAGGCAGAGGCUCGUGGAAUUCUACAGGGAGCACCCUGAGGGAGAUGACAUUCCAGAGCACGAGCUGCCACACCCAUUCAACCGAGCGAGAUCGAGCUUGCCCCAGGACGAACAAAGGACUGCUCCUGAAUCUUCGUCCCCACUCAAGCCAUCUGAUGUCAAUGGACAGCAGCAGACCGCUGCUGUGAUGUCGCACAUGUCACAGUCGUUCAAGAGGAGGUUCUCGCAGAGAUCUCCGAUCGGCUCUGCAACAGCCAGUGCACCCAGUCCACUGGUGAAGGCUGCUUCCACUGCUCCAUCACCACUGAGCAGAAACUCCCUCUUUGGCUGUGUUGAUUCUGGCAGCACUUGUGGUGAUGAAAAAUCAUCAAGUGCCAAAGAAGACUUCUGCAAGUCCGGUGUUUCAGAAAACACCCCUGCAAAGUUUGCCUCCACACCAGCGAGGCUAAUGGCGCCUACGCCAGGCCUCAAGACGCCAAAGAGACCAAUCUCUGCCACAGGUUAUGAUACCCCGCCUCUGAGAACGGCGAAGAGAUCAGCUCGCGCGAAGCUGUUUACCACUCCAACAAAGAAUAACAGUACGGGUGGAGAGAGCCAAAGCGCAAGCGUAUCUGGCGCUAGCGCCGACGACGACUUGCUCAGCUUCCUUCCACAGUCCCUCCUUCAGUCGGUGAAGGAGAAGGAAGACAGGGCUUUGGUAGAGAAAGAAUCCGGUUUCGCCGAUCAGGUCAGAAGGCAGAAGCUGAUCGCCUCCCUGCCCAGCACCUUCGACGUCGUGUUCCUCAUCUACCAGUCGAGGCAGCGGUCAGUGAUGACAAAGCAGGAGCUAGUCCACAAGAUCAUCGCGAGCAGUCCUAAGAUAGCUGACAGAAGUGAAGUUGAGGGGCAUCUGACGCUGUUGAAGGAGCUCGUUCCAGACUGGUUCUCCGAGAAAACCGCACGCAGCGGGGAUGCUCUGUGCUGCGUCGAUGCCACUUUGAGCCAGUCGGAGAUUCGGCAGAGACUGUACGCUGCUGCUGCUGCUGCUGAGUAGGACCGGAUGCGAAGAGGACGAGCAGCGGAAAAGAGCACUCAGCCAAGGGCCGUCAGUUUCUAGUGUUGUUGUGAUAGAAGCCUUAGCUUAGAUGAAAAUGGAUGACUUAUGUAUAGUGAAGCCAUUCUGACAACUGAUGGUUCCUCACUCUGAAACACCCACUGAAAUUAAGACGAGUCCAUUUGUCUACUGAAUGAUGACUGGCUGGCCUCUUUGUAAACCCCUCUCCUGCCUGAAGUAGCAAUGAGAUGACAAAAAUGUCUUGGUCUGCUGAUGA
This is a messenger RNA of Zea mays, 2069 nucleotides long. Its product is annotated as CDT1-like protein a, chloroplastic. Lineage: Eukaryota; Viridiplantae; Streptophyta; Magnoliopsida; Poales; Poaceae. Gene Ontology annotation, biological process: DNA replication checkpoint signaling; regulation of DNA-templated DNA replication initiation; mitotic cell cycle. Gene Ontology annotation, molecular function: DNA polymerase binding; DNA binding. Gene Ontology annotation, cellular component: nucleus. The transcript has 7 exons. The record is from RefSeq and is a predicted model, not a curated record. Bases 71 to 1792 code for a protein of 573 amino acids.